AGCACUCUUUUUUGACAGCACAUUUGAGGAAAAAAAAAAUAAACUAGACGCUAAGAAGGCCGCAGUACUAAAGAAUUUUUGGGAUUUUUGUAAAUUUAAAAAUAAUUGUGUGAAAACUAUUAUAAUACAUAACAAAUAUGAGCACCGGAAAUAUGUUAUAUGGUGGUGAUGAGAUAGGGGCAUUGGUAUUUGAUCCGGGGCAUCAUUCUUUACGAGUCGGUUAUGCACAAGAAGAUACGCCGAAGGCUGAGAUACCUUCAGUAGUAGGUGUUGGACCUAAUGACUCUCCAACAAAUAUGGAUUUAGAAACCAAAACAGACAAUAAUAUAACACCAAAUCAUGCUGACACACGUAAAUAUUAUGUGGAUACAACCUACGUAAAUGUGCCGCGCUCGAAUAUGGAAAUACAAUCAUAUAUGAAAGAUGGCAUGAUUGAUAAUUGGGAUUUAUUUGAAAAAGUUAUUGAUUAUGCGUACGCGAAAGUAAUACAGUCUGAGCCAGAAUAUCAUCCGGUUUUAUUUUCCGAAGCUUCGUGGAAUGUGCGUAACAAUAGAGAAAAAUUGACAGAAUUAAUGUUUGAAAAAUAUAAUGUGCCCGCUUUCUUUUUGGUAAAAAAUUCCGUUCUGGCAGCAUUUGCUAGCGGACGUGCAACAGCAUUGGUAGUUGAUAGUGGAGCUACACAUACUUCCGCUGUACCAGUACAUGAAGGUUAUGUACUAUCGCAAGCGGUCGUUAAAUCACCACUCGGUGGUGAUUAUUUAUCAUUACAAUGUCGUACACUUUUAGAGAAACAGAAUAUCGACUUAACUCCUGUGUACAAAAUUGCAUCUAAAGAUGUCGUGAAAGAAAGAGAUGCUGCGAGAUUUGUCACACGUAAUUUACCAGAAAAUUUAACAACUUCAUGGCAAAAUUAUAUGGUUAAAUUGAUGAUGCAAGAUUUUCAAGUGAAUGUUCUACAGGUCUUAGAAAAUCCAUACGAUGAACGUGUUGCUUCACAAAUACCAACAGUUCACUAUGAAUUUCCAAAUGGCUAUCACCAAGAAUUCGGUUCUGAACGUUUUAAAUUGGCUGAAUGUCUAUUCGACAAUGCUAUGCUAGGAGCUGGUCAGUUGGCUUCAACAAGUGUAGGAAUGUGUGAUGCAGAUGUCCGAUUGUCUUUAUAUGGUUCCGUAGUUGUAACAGGUGGUAAUACUCUACUGCAAGGUUUUCCAGAACGUCUUAAUCGCGAUUUACAACUACGCGCACCAUCCAAUACUCGACUUAAAAUGAUUUCUGCGAAUGGUAGUGUGGAGAGACGUUUCGGCGCAUGGAUAGGUGGUUCAAUACUCGCUAGUAUUGGUACAUUCCAACAGAUGUGGAUAUCGUCACAAGAAUACGAAGAGUCGGGUAAAAGUCAGGUUGAAAGAAAAUGUCCAUGAAAAUGUGUCUAUGUAAAAAUGAACAUUUUUUGUAUGCUGCUAAUUUAUACUUCCUAUCUAUGCAUUAAAAAUAUUAAAAAACAAAUAUUAAUAUAAAAAAGGCUAUUUAUUUAUUAAAAAAUAUACAAAACAUUUGUAGACUAUUAAUGGGCUUAUUAAUCAACAAGUUGUCUAAAAUAGAGAUUCUGUAAAAAAUUUAUUAAUAUAUAAUUAAAGGCUAUGAGUAAGUGGAAAUCUGUGAAAACUGUUACCUACAUGCUUAUGUUAUC
Teleopsis dalmanni is the source of this 1687-nucleotide messenger RNA. RefSeq names its product actin-like protein 6A. The record is from RefSeq and is a predicted model, not a curated record. NCBI's taxonomy places the organism in Eukaryota, Metazoa, Arthropoda, Insecta, Diptera, Diopsidae. Gene Ontology annotation, molecular function: chromatin binding. The transcript is spliced from 3 exons. Gene Ontology annotation, cellular component: NuA4 histone acetyltransferase complex; SWI/SNF complex. Gene Ontology annotation, biological process: nervous system development; regulation of transcription by RNA polymerase II. Bases 138 to 1418 code for a protein of 426 amino acids.